UAUAAACAUAUAUAGGUUCACACACACACUCUAUAUGAAAUAGUAUAUAUCACAGUACCGUACAUUAAUAUCACAGAUUGCUAAAGAUCUUCGAUUCACUCAACCGUGUGGUGUCGAACGAGUAACAUAUUAUAGAUUUUCUUGGUAAAAUCGACGACAAUGACGGCUUCGAGUAAACAUGAUUUGCCUCACUUUGUGGCCAUCAAUAGGAUUAUGAAACUGCCGGUGGUAUCAUCAGGUGUCAACAAAGUGACAUACAUCUACGUAAAAGUUAAGAUGUCGAACAGAGUUAUUGGAUACAGCUUGGAAAGUGCAGAAAAAACCGUGUUGAGCGUAGUGGAUAUGUCUGUUCCAUUAGUCAUCAAAUUUGAAGAUCCAAUUAAUAGAAUUGACGAUAUUAUGUGCAAGUCAUUGGAUGUUGUCGAACAAAAUGUACCAAUGGUCACUUAUACUCCGGAAGAGAUUUAUUUCACAACCAAGACCUACGUCAAAGCUAAAGUCGAGCCGGUCCUAAAGCGUGCUGACUCCGUAAAGCAGCUCACCAUGUUGGACGAUGCGUUGAGCGUGGCUGAUAAAUACGUGGACAAAUAUUUGCCAGACAAGGAUCCAGGCGAGGACGUCGCAGACAAACCGAUCCCGAUCUAUACCAAAUUUCGGCAAUAUAUUGUGUUGUUGUUGCCUACUGCAGGUACAGAAACGUCUAGUCAAGCAGUGAAGACUAUAAGACACGUCAACCACUUUUCCAGGAAAUUGCAAAGGCGCUUGACACGCAGAACGAUUGCCGAGGCUAAGCUGCUCAAAAAACAGGGAUACGAUACCGUCCAGUGCUUCGUGUAUUUUGCAGACCUCCUGGCCAAAGAUCCCAAAGCGUUUUCGGAAAAAAUGAAGGCCAUAUGGAAACACUUAAGCGAGGAUGAACCAGAAAAUCAAAAGCCACCGGAGAACAUUGAACAGCUCAUCGAAAUGUUAUCGAGGGAGGGAGCUAGGCGUUUCGUGCAUGUAACAAACUUUUUAGCUAAAAACAUCAGUAUGGGACCCACAUACUUAGGACAAGGAAUCACCUACAUUACCCAGGAGGCUGCCAUCUUGGCGGACCAAAUUAUAAAGUACGCCCAUUUGGAAAAUGCAAAAGGCACAGUUGUGAAAUUUACCAAUGAGCAGUUCACCAAGUACAAGACAUUUAUUGAAGAUAUAAGGAAAUUAAUACUGGAAUAUAUGUCGUCAGUGUCUUCGAAAAUAAAUGAUUCUAAAAAGAAAGAAACCGAAAAAGACAACAAAAACAGCACUACUGUUGCAAACAUCAAACCUCCAAAAGGCAAUAAGGCGAAUACAGCACCUGCAGCCACCACUACUGCAGUGGCCAAUACAACGACCAACGGAAAACCUUAGUCCUAAGUUUAAUUUAAUAUUCAACCAUCAAAUACUGCAUAAUAUUUUUGUCAGUUAUAAUUAUAUUAUUUUAUACGCGUCUGAUUUUUAGAAUUCUUUACUUUUUAUUUUUAUCUUAUUUUUUUUAUAAUAUGUGAACUUAUUAUCGAAAUUUAUUAUAAUAUAUUAUGAUACAUAAUAUUAUAAUAUAUUGUUUUGAUUUUUAAAAUUCUAUGUUUUACACACGAAUAUUUAUAAUUUGUAACAGAAAACAAAUAUAUAAACUAUGUUACAUCGUUAUUUAAAAAUAUAUUUAAUUUUUUACCCAA
This is a messenger RNA of Rhopalosiphum padi (bird cherry-oat aphid), 1697 nucleotides long. It is a transcript of the gene Lsd-1, whose product is annotated as lipid storage droplets surface-binding protein 1. Bases 160 to 1389 code for a protein of 409 amino acids. Gene Ontology annotation, cellular component: cytosol; lipid droplet. The transcript has 8 exons. The record is from RefSeq and is a predicted model, not a curated record. Gene Ontology annotation, biological process: positive regulation of triglyceride storage; lipid storage. Lineage: Eukaryota; Metazoa; Arthropoda; Insecta; Hemiptera; Aphididae.